UAGCGACUUUUAGGACAGCCAAUAGCUGCUUUCCUUACUGAGGAGUUGACAACACUGCUCCGUGUACAGAGUAGGCAAAACCUGUAGCUCCACCCUAGGGCCUCCGGAGAGAUUAUGUGUGAGAGACUGUAUGACCGCACCUACUUGGAGUUUUCUCUGUGUUCCAGAUGCUUCGUAUAACUCGUUCCACCAGGAGGAGGACUACCCAGUGGUGACAUACCUAAGACAGCCUCUGUACUUUGAGGUGGAGCUUACCAGGUCCACUGACCCCAAUCUGGUGCUAUUGCUUGACCACUGCUGGGCCACGCUCAACAAGGAUGACUCCCAAUCCAGAUGGAAUCUCAUUCAUGGCUGUGAGAAACCGGAGGCUCUGUACCGUGUGGUCUUCCACCCAGUGGUGGCUGACUCCAGGGUCCACUUCCCCUCUCGCAUCAAACGCUUUGAGGUCAAGAUGUUCUCCUUCGCCAAGGAUGUGAAUUAUCUUAGUGGCCAGCUCUUUGUCCAUUGUGUUGAGCUCAUCUGUGACAUCAGUAGUCCCUCUGGCCUCCGUGGUGGACAGUGUGUGAACCAGGACAACAAUGAGAAAGGGCAACGACCUCAAAGAGAUCUGAGGAGCAUCCCAUAUGUUUAAUCUGGACAGGUUCUUCGUGUGUAAAUGUCCUAAUGUGAGGAAAGUUCAAAUAAAGUGUUCUACAUUA
This is a messenger RNA of Oncorhynchus keta (chum salmon), 698 nucleotides long. RefSeq names its product zona pellucida sperm-binding protein 2-like. The record is from RefSeq and is a predicted model, not a curated record. NCBI's taxonomy places the organism in Eukaryota, Metazoa, Chordata, Actinopteri, Salmoniformes, Salmonidae.